Manacus vitellinus (golden-collared manakin) is the source of this 1652-nucleotide messenger RNA. RefSeq names its product transmembrane serine protease 13 (gene TMPRSS13). Bases 1 to 1428 code for a protein of 475 amino acids. NCBI's taxonomy places the organism in Eukaryota, Metazoa, Chordata, Aves, Passeriformes, Pipridae. The record is from RefSeq and is a predicted model, not a curated record. The transcript is spliced from 13 exons. Gene Ontology annotation, cellular component: membrane. Gene Ontology annotation, biological process: proteolysis. Gene Ontology annotation, molecular function: serine-type endopeptidase activity; protein binding.
AUGGACGGCAAAACCCCUCCGACCACUGCAUCACUGGGCAGUGUCCCCUCCAGCCUCCAUGCCUCCACGGUCAGCAGCAUCUUCGGCGCCCGACCCCCACAGCCCCAGGAGAGCGUCCUCGGCAUCAGCUUCAAACCCUACAGCCCCGAGGCCAGCCCGGCCCCCACGCCCUGCACGGCCUGUGAGAGCACACGAUCCUCCAUGUUCAGAGCUCCCUGCAUGAGCCAGCGGCGGCUUGUGCUCAUCUUCUGCGUCUCCAUCCUCAUCGUGCUGCUCAUCGCCCUCAUCCUGCUGUUUAUGUUCUGGCGGUCGCAGACGGGCAUUGUGUACAAGGAGCCGGCCGAGAGCUGCAAGGACAGCGCCGUGCGCUGCGACGGCGUCGUCGACUGCUCCCAGCGCAGCGACGAGCUGGGCUGUGUGCGCUUCACAUCCGAGGAGUCCUUGCUCCACGUCUACUCCAGCACUGAGAACCAGUGGCUGCCGGUGUGCAGCAGCGCCUGGGACGAGUCCUUCUCCAGGAAGACCUGCCGGCAGCUGGGGUUUCAGAAUGCAUCUCAGACUGAAUACAUCCCCCUGCGUGUCUCUGGCAAGAGCCUCACGGUGACUGACGAGCAAGAGACCAUCCAGCAGAGCCUCAACAGCUCACAGUGUCUCACGGGAAAGUACGUCUCCCUCCGAUGCACAACCUGUGGGCAGAGGAUUUCUGGCCGGAUCAUCGGGGGAAAGGAGACCUCUGUGAACAAGUGGCCGUGGCAGGUCAGCGUGCAGUACGGGCCCAUCCACAUCUGCGGCGGCACCAUCAUCGACGUGCAGUGGGUGCUCACGGCAGCCCACUGCUUCUUCAUGAACAGCAUGAAGAUCCUGGACGACUGGAAGGUGUACGGGGGGGUGUCGGACCUGAAGCAGCCCAUGGAGGGCAUCCCCGUGUCCCAGGUCAUCAUCAACUCCAACUACAGCGACGACCACGACGACUACGACAUCGCCCUCAUGAAGCUCUCCAGGCCACUGACGCUCUCAGCCCAUGUUCGCCCAGCCUGCCUCCCCACGUACGGCCAGCGAUUCCAGACCGGCAGGUCCUGCUUCAUCACGGGCUUUGGGAAGACCAGGGAGAAUGAAGAUAACACGUCCCCGAAGCUGCGGGAGGCCGAGGUGAAGCUCAUCGACUACAAGAUCUGCAACAGCGACAAGGUGUACGAGGGCUACCUGACCCCCAGGAUGAUGUGUGCUGGGUACCUGCAGGGAGGCAAAGACGCCUGUCAGGGUGACAGCGGAGGGCCCCUGGUCUGCGAGGACAAUGGCCGCUGGUAUGUGGCCGGGGUGACGAGCUGGGGAACAGGAUGUGGCCAGAAGAACAAGCCUGGAGUUUACACCCGGGUGACAAAGCUCCUCAGCUGGAUAUACAGCAAAAUGGAGAGCGAGAACGACUAAAACCGGGAUGGACACUUGCCUGGGCUGUACCUCUCCAGCUGGCACAGGCCACUGCCCGGGGCUGCUGCCAGGGCAUGAUGCUACCAGCCCAUCCCACACCUCUCUGGACUGUCCGUGCAGCCAGGGACCUGUCGCUGCCCCCGAACUCUGAAAACACGGCGCCUGUGAAGUGACUCUGCCCUCUCCUUGUGCCAGGGGGUGACCUGGUGGCAGCUGGGCACAGC